Messenger RNA from Bombus impatiens (common eastern bumble bee), 5275 nucleotides. Its product is annotated as solute carrier family 41 member 1. Gene Ontology annotation, biological process: monoatomic cation transport. Gene Ontology annotation, molecular function: monoatomic cation transmembrane transporter activity. The coding region runs from base 2028 to 3749 and encodes 573 amino acids. The record is from RefSeq and is a predicted model, not a curated record. The transcript has 8 exons. Lineage: Eukaryota; Metazoa; Arthropoda; Insecta; Hymenoptera; Apidae. Gene Ontology annotation, cellular component: plasma membrane.
GGUCGAACUUAAACACGUGGAGUAAUUUAUCAAUUUGUGAAUAUGUUACGGAAGUGCUUCGUACUCGCGCGCCGUUAACGUUAAACGGCAAUGUUUGCAAAUCCCGAUGCAUGAAUGUUGCAGGACAUAUUCGAUUUCCGACCGCAUACGAUCAUUUCAUUUUUAUAAUUAAGAUACUUCUGAUUACCCGAUGUCCUUCCGACUUUAUAACAUGAUGAGACGAACAGCGCUUUUUAUUCACAAUUUCUAUUAUUUCAUUCAUCUGCAGAUAUACUUCUACGAUUAAUAUUACAACGUUGUGGUUAUUGGAUAAUACUUACAUUUGAAGAAAUAUGUCGUGUGGCUGUAGAACGAUCGAAAAUGAUAUAUCGCACUUAUAAGUACACGUGAUAUCAUAACGUAUCGCAAUUACGAUAAUAGUAGUCACCCUCGGCAUUCCUAUCUCUCUUUUCCUUUUUCUGUACCUUCAUUCUUUCCACUCCAUUUUUCCAUCGCAUUAUAAAUUUACUCAUUUGCAUAUUCGUGCCAUAAAUCGUAAUUAUUCUAUCUUUAAUUAUUAUUAAAACUUUACUCGAUAUGUUUCAAUCUCUUUUACGUUAUUUGUAUCAAUUUGUUUCGAACUUUAUCGAGAGUGCUUAAAUCUAUUGAAAGAAAUACCGACACUAUUUUAAUUAUUUUUAAUAUCUAUAAAUUAUUAUAUAUCUAAAUGGGAUACGUAACGAUGUCAAAAUUCUACAAUUUUUCCUUCGAAGAUCGCACACUUUGUAGAUGCAAUUGUAAUUUUAUACUUGCAGCAAUUAGUUCUCUAUACCACGUGUUUGAGAUCAAUUGCGACGUCAACAUUAUUCGUAUUCAAGAUGUGUUUAAACCGAGUUACUGUAUCAAAAUUGAAUGAACUCAUCGAGGAAAAAAAAAGAGUAGAAUUCGCAGGCAAAAUACGGAAGUCGAUUUAAUUAGCGAGUAAGGAAAGUAUAUUGAAUUAAUAAAAUACGGGAAACGUAGAUUAUCGUGGCAUCACGACAUAGUUUAGAGUUGAAACUCAAUGUCAUAGCGAAUCACUCGAUUUAUGGACGACUAAUUGUAAGAGAUCUUACAUAACCGGUCUUUUAGGAAAUAGAUAAGAAUACAUAGUGCGAUAAAGAUAUAAUAAUACGUACACAUACAGGAGAUCCAAUUAAAUAGUAAAUAAACAUUGCGAUGAUAGAAUCUGACUUAAAUCGUAUAAUACAGUCGUGGAAACUUACGUUGAAAUGAUAAACGCGGAAUGAAUAAGUUUCAAUAUAAGCGAUCUAGUAAUGUAUACAGCGAACUGAUUAAUACCGUAAAUUUAGAGAUUUCAAAGUCUGAUAAAUGAAUAUCGAGUUCGUGAUCUUUACCGAGAAAACGCACCUACGUUCUGAAUUCAAAUAAAUUCUGCCCCGGUAUAAACAAUAUCGUGAUGAAACAUUUGUCGAUUGAUCGAUUACAUGAUAGAAAAUCGAAUCUCGAUAGGAGAUUACAUUCGAAACGGAUUAAGGUAUCGAUUCUUUGCGCGAAGGUCGAUCGAGCAAAAUAACGAGAUGGUAAAAGGGAGAAAGAGGUGGUGAGAGGGAAAGAAAGAGACAAAGAGAGGGUUUAACCGAUAAACAAGUUUAAAAAAGUAGCCUCGUCGAGCGAACGAAAUAUAAUCAAACAUGCGAAUGGAUAUUUAAUUGCGUGAACGAACAGUUAGAAUAACAGAUAAACGUAAACAGAUAAAGAGUAAGGCAGAAAAAGUAAGAGAGAUAUGCAAGCAAGCAGACAAAUAGGAAGGCAGGCAGGUAGGCAGGCAGCUAGGCAGACAAGCAAGAAAGCAGAAAAGCAGACAGGUAGAUAGGCGAGGAAUAACAGACGAAUCGAUACAACAGUUUUGAGAACAUUAAAAAUCAGAUUUUUCGAGUCUAUGAAUCUGGCCACGAUUCGACACACCAUCGAGGAUUCCCUUACAGAGGUACAGGAGAAUGGCUAUAUAUCCGUGGCAGCGAGUCACACGGGGUCCUCAGUAGAAGAUGAUAGAGGACCAGGUGCAUCAACAUCCGGUACGACUACCUCCCGACAAACACGCCCAUAUCGAUGUUACAGGAGCCAAAACUGAAAAUGAUCAAUGUAAGGAACCUUUGCUUUCCGAGAAGCAAACUACCCACAGGGUAACGCCAGUUCGUGCUCGUUCGCGCACUAUCUCAGAAUCAACAGUCGGAAACACGAUCAUGGGCACAACUUCUGCCACAGGCACGAGUAUGGUUGCGGUGACGGCUAUGGGAACGGGCACGAAUGCGAAUGCAUGGAUGGACACCGUUGUCGGGGUGAAUACUACCACCGAUCCUACCGACAAAUCCAUCGAGGAAGAUUGCGUCGAGGUACCCAUGUUCGACGAGGGAACCACUGAUAGCGGCCGCCUCCCCGACGUCGUCGCUGAGAGUAAAAUCUACGGCGUAAACGGGGAUGAACCCCUCGAAUCGUACCUAGCGAUCACUAUUCAAGUUUUUAUACCGUUUCUUAUUGCCGGCCUUGGCAUGGUUGGAGCUGGAUUAGUCCUAGAUUUGGUUCAACAUUGGGUCGUGUUUGAGAAAGUGAGCGAGCUCAUCAUUCUGGUACCAGCACUGUUGGGUUUGAAAGGAAAUUUGGAAAUGACUCUCGCAUCUCGUCUUUCGACUCAAGCAAAUCUCGGACACAUGGACGCGCCGAAAGAACAGUGGCACAUGAUCGUCGGAAAUCUCGUCUUGAUUCAAUGCCAGGCGAUAGUGGUUGGAUUUCUGGGCUCUGUGGUGGCAAUCGUAAUGGGAGCAUUCCGAAACGGUACCAUCUCGUUGGAUCAUGCAUACCUAUUAUGUGCAAGCAGCCUAGUUACCGCCUCUUUGGCAUCCUUCGUCCUUGGAUUGAUCACCGCAGGUGUGAUUGUUUUCUCCCGUCAUUGUCACAUAAAUCCGGAUAACGUCGCGACACCAAUCGCCGCCAGUCUCGGUGACAUCACUUCCUUAGCCCUGCUCUCUUGGAUAUCCACGAUUCUCUACGAAUCGAUAAAUAAACAAGAUUGGGUCGCGCCUCUGGUGAUCGCUUGUUACAUCCUUGUCACGCCGCUCUGGGUAUGGAUCGCCAAGAGAAACAAGUACACCAACGAUGUCCUUUACUUCGGAUGGACUCCUGUAAUGAUCGCUAUGUUGAUCAGCAGUUGCGGUGGUCUAAUACUCGAAUUCAUGGUGUCGCGAUUCGAAAACCUGACCGUUUUCCAACCGGUGAUCAACGGUGUCGGUGGAAAUUUGGUAGCUGUGCAAGCAAGCAGGAUAUCGACGGCCCUUCAUAAGCAAGCCGAACUGGGAACGCUUCUAAUUCCACCGGGUCACACACAUCCUGUUAUCUUCAUUACACCUAUCGCUAACUUUUUCGGCAAAGGUAUGCACGCGAGAACAACAAGGGUCCUAAUGGCGAUGGUUAUACCAGGUCACAUCAUUUUCAUUUACCUGAUCAAUUAUAUGAAGGACGGCAACACUUCGUUAACGCCACUCUUCGUUUUUGUUUACUUGUGUGCCUCCACGCUGCAGGUUGCUGCUCUCCUGUACAUUGCUUACAUAAUGAUACAUUGGAUGUGGAAGCGAAAAAUCGAUCCCGAUAAUUCAGCAAUUCCGUACUUGACGGCAAUGGGAGACCUAUUAGGCAUCAGUUUAUUGGCAAUCGCUUUCCAAUUUCUCUAUCUCGUUGGAGAUCAGGAUUCUGAUCAGACGAUCGCUCCAUAAAAAUUGCAUUCUAAUAGAUUGCAAAGAUUUCGUCGAUUAUUUCGUGUGAGGCGACUAUAGUUAUCGAUGCGUCGUACAAAAUAUCCUCUCUCGAAAAAUCAUUGACAUCGUCUUCGUCACCGGCAUCACCAUCGUCGUCGUCGUCGUCGUCGCUGUUAUCUUCAUUAUCAUCAUCAACGUUACCAUCACCGUCAUCAUCAUCGUCAUCGUCAUCGUCAUAGUCGCCGUCGCCAUCGUCAUCGUCGUCGUCGUCGUCGCCAUAGUUUCCGUGGUUAUUAUCGUCGUUACAUAUUCUAUGGUUUUUUCCUUGUAUAAGGAAAAUUACAAGUUAGUUAAUCGCUUUGUUAGUACGCCAUGUGGAAAGGUAAUACUUUUUUUGCACGAAAAAAAGCAAUACAUCGAAAAAAUGUAUAUGUAACUGAAUGAAGGCCAAUGCCUAAUAAGGCUGUGCUUUUGCGGAGAUACAUAUAUUGUAUAGUAAUAUAGAGCAUACCUUGUUGCCCGAAAUAUUUUUGUUUGAAUUAAACCGAAUUCUCAUGCAGAUGACUCGAUUCAACUUAGUUCGAUUCGGUUUGAUUCACUACUUAGUCCCGUACUACAAUGAUUCCGCGAUAUUAUUUUCCUUGUUCAUCUAGUCGUGAAGAAAUUAAGUUUAUCAUAAUUGGACUAUGUAUGUACACGAGGUCUUAUGAUAGUCUUUAGCUAUAAAUAAUUUUAGAUCGAUGGGCAAUCCGCGUUUUCGCGAAGAUUGUGAUCAAAGAUAAGUAAAGGAAGGAAAAGGCAUCCCAGAAUCCGGAUAUGAAACAGUUUAAGAAAAAAGUAUAUUCGAGAUAUUAUUUCAGCUUGGAUACUACACUGAAUUUUGUUUUUAGUUGAUCAGUCGUUAAGUCGCAUAUGUUACGAACUGAAUGAAAUCCGCAUACCUAAUAUUUGUAACAUCGAUACAAUGUGUACGUGUCUUCAAAUAGUUGCCUUCGUAUACGAUGGGAAUUAAGUAGGUAAUUUAAAUAUCGAGUGAUGUCCACACGAACUAUUUUUGAACGCUUUGAAUAACUUGUUAACGAAGUUAAGGGGGCGGGACACUGAGCGACCCUCCUUGUAAUAACUAUUAGCGCAUUCUCGAUCACUCAAUAAAAUCAGUCGCAGUGCGGCAUUGUAGAAGUUCAUAUUUCGCUAUGAUAGUUACACAUCUGCUAUAGUCCAUAAUUUCGCAAGUCUUCCACCGAAGCUAGACGAUUAUCGACACUGCAAAAUGUAUUUUCUCUAUGUACACAGAUUAUAUUGAAUAUGUACCUCGAAACGAGUUAGGUUUCGUCAUAGGAGGUUUCUUUAGGAGUGUCGCCGAUAGAUACACGCGCAUGUUGAAAUGCAAACGAUGCAAACAUAUACUUUGUCUCUUUUUUGUCUUAACACGCGUACACGAGCGUAGCAUAUGCCUAAAAUUUGAAAAACAUUGUAAAAACCAGUAGGAAAACCACACCAAAGAUUAGGCUAUAAAUAUAUCUUGACAAUAAUGUUUGUUUCAA